AUGUCCCGCUCGCCAUUGCCGACCAUUGAGGAUGUAUCCAAUAUGAACGAUGAACAGCUCGGAAGGUUUAUGGAGAAACACCGCCAGCCCAAUGGUACAAUCGAGCUGCCCGUUACAGAUUUGGAAAUAUUGUCCAAAAGGAAGCGAGAAAGCCUUGCCGAAAGAUUGCGGUCAAUAAAUACAUCAUUCGCUUCCAAAUCCCGCCCGCUUGAUCUUGAGAAACUCGACGCUCUUUUACUUGGUGUGACAAGUAAGGAGGAUUCUGCGGCAGACGACCGACCUCAUUACGAGAGAGAAAGGCGAACCGAAACACCGGAAGAUCCGCGAGAAAUUUACAAGCGAGAAGAGACGGGCGCAUAUAGUGAUCUUGUAAAUGACGGUGGUCACCCGCUAUAUCCACUUGAUCUUCUGGAAUCGAUUUCGAAAGACCCCGAUGCUUUUCAGGAGACAUUGCUGCCUUUUUGGAGAUGGCCUCGGUACGAGAAACUAUCAGAGAUGGAUGGCUUUGAUAUGAAAGAGGUAUUACAAAGGCAAUGGCACAGGUGGCAGAACUUCCGAAAGUGGCAACUUUAUAACAGAGGGGUUUUUGACAACGAAACUGACGAGGAAGAUUUUUUAGCUCAUGUUGAGGAGACAAAGCGUGACUUUAUUGAAGUAGGCUGGGGGAAGUACGCAGCCGAGAUUGAGGCUGACCCAGACAGUUUAAAGCAUCCCGGCGAGUCGUGGUAUUAUAUCCAAAGACACCGUAACUGGCAGCGACAAUACCAGCGGGAACUUGGAUGCGAGAGCUUGUUAGAUUACGAGAACGCAUUAAAGGCACGUUUGACCCGACAUGGCUUCAACCGCGCGUUCCAGUUGGCAGAAGACCCCAGGAAACAAGACAAAUUAACAACGUGGAUUGAAUACUUGGGUUUUGAGUACUGGUGGCUCGACCGAUAUUAUGAUUCUCUCCGGCGUAUAGAGCCAAAACGCGAUAAAGAUUGGGAGGAGCUAAAGAGCAAAGGAGUCGUGAAGAGUGACGAGACUCCGGAAUUCAUGCGUACUAGAGCUUCAGCUAUAAGGCACGACAGGGAGGAGGACCACGCACGACAGGCUGUGCGAGAUGCUGAAUCCGAGGCAAAAAAUGUCUACCAGAAAACACAGAAGGAUCCUGAUCGCCUGAGCAUUCCGAAGGAACAGCGUGUGCAAAUGUUGAUGGAGGCCAGUGAAGGGUUGUCAAAGGCGCAAGCAACGCUUGACUUCACCAAGCGGCGGAGCGAUCUAAUUAUCGACUUUGUUCGCAGAAACUUUGACUACGAUAACGCGGUGGAAGACGUAGACAACCAAACAAAUCUUGUCACAUGGGUUGCGGCGGAGGCACAUGCAAUUGAGGCCGAACAGAAAUCUGCAUCAUUGAAGAGCAGCUCUGAGAUGAAGAGGAAAGCGUCAGCCGACGACGUCGGCGCGGUGCACUCAGGCCAGAAGAGACAAAAGUCAACUGCUAAAGGGCAUAGCCCACAGUCGAGUGAAGAUAAGACCGGUGUCAGGGAAAGGAGAGCUCUACGCAGGCGAAAUCAGGCAUCAAUAGAGGUAAAUCGACAAAUUCCAGACCAAAAUCAUAGCAUACAGGAUGCAUCGCCUAACCAGACUAAACAGGCGACACAGACUACUGAGCGGGCGCCUUCAACCGAGGCCGAAGGCAAAGCCAAAUCGAGAACCUCCAAGGGCAGUGGGCGGAAGAGGAAAAACGUUGCAUUCGAGGAUGAUUCCCCGGUACAGCGGACCCAAAAGAGGCUGAAGUCAGACUCUCAAAGCUACAGCACGCAAGCCAGCAACUCGAGAGUUGAGCCGACAGAUAGGAGAGCCUUGGGCCCGCGAAACCGGGCGACAAGAGACUCCAGUCACCGACCAAAUCCAAAUCAAACCCAAGAUAUCCAAGGCGCGAAUUCCCGCAGCCACCCAUCUGUCCCCAACGUAACACCUCAGGAAUCACCCAAGGGACUACGUCGCAGCUCUCGCCUUGCAGCCGCACGUUCUAGAUCAAGAACAUCAGGAAGCAAGAAUCAGGUCGUCGGAGACUUAGGAAGUGAAUACUCACAGGUGGAGAAGCUUUUGGAAAAGCGGACUCGCAGGCGAGGCCGUGGCCGCAGUCUGGAGUACCUAGUCAAGUUUAAAGACUACGACGGCUCACAUGCAAGUAUCAAGUGGGUAUCCGCCCGACAACUACCCAAAGUUGCCAUGGAUAAAUUUGAUCGACUUGUUGAUGAGUGA
This is a messenger RNA of Pochonia chlamydosporia 170, 2250 nucleotides long. RefSeq names its product protein kinase. The record is from RefSeq and is a predicted model, not a curated record. The transcript is spliced from 2 exons. The coding region runs from base 1 to 2250 and encodes 749 amino acids. Lineage: Eukaryota; Fungi; Ascomycota; Sordariomycetes; Hypocreales; Clavicipitaceae.